AUGCCCAGUCAGGCCAGUCUUUCCAUUGAACUAUUAGCUGGACGAGCAGAGGCGGAACCUCCAACUAAGGCCAUGUCGAAUUACCAUUCGAAUGAUGUGUAUUCGGUGCCAGCAACGGCUCAAGUCCCCUCGGGCCUAGAGGUGGUCUCCCACGAGGACUAUUCUGGGUUGCAGGCCGUGAACCCUGGACAACAAGACGCAUCGCAGUUUACUUCAACAUACCGGCACCCGUCUACGUCGCCGAGUAGCACGGCGUAUGAUGAGCUAAAGGCGCCGGGACUGCAGGCAAGCCUUCCGGGUUCAAAUCAACAAGGGACGUGGCACUCGCAAGACCAAUACGAUAUCGCGCCCGAGAAAGCCACCUACAGUGAACACCACACUGCGUCCGAAUCGGUAUGGGGGUCUCAAACUGCAUACGACACUGCGCCCGAGACGCACUAUGCGCCGACAAAUGCAAUGUCACAAUAUGUGGCCACCGCCGCAGCAGGGGCUCAGGAUGCAGAGCGUGCGAGGAGGAGAAAAAGGAGAAUUUUCUGCAUAGGAACCACGAUCUUCGUCGUCAUUGUUCUUGGGGCCGUGCUCGGCGGUGUCCUCGGCAGCAGAUCCGCACGCAAUUCCACCAGUCCUUCGUCGAAUUCCACGACGAGUGGCGCCUCUCCGACAGCUAGCGGCUCUGGGAGCACGAACACAGCUGCGGCCUCGCCAACAUCGAUAAAGAGCAAUUCAAGGAUGACGGUGUCCGGUUACAGAAACAGCAGAAUGACAAACUUCACCCAGCGGUUGUUCUUCCAGGGGCAAGACAAUGUCCUGCGCUAUGUCGAUAAAACCAGUGGGGGCUCCGGUUGGUCCGAACCUGUAGUACUGGAUACUCUAGCAUAUGAGCCGAUGACAGACGGUCCGUUGGCGUCUAUUGCUAUGAUAUCUGGCGGAGUUGACAAUCCGUUCUUUUCGGUUUUCUAUCUCGACAAGGACUCCUACAUUCGUCAGUGGUUCUUUGACCCAGAUGAAGGAUCAUUGAAAGGGAUAACGGGCGACAUGAAUGGCCAACCUCCGAUAAAGGCCCAGAAAAUAGCUGCCCACGAUCCCUGGAUCAUAACCCAAGACCUUGACGAUGGCCUCAGGGUUAUUUACCACAGUGGCUCUUCCCCACCUUUCAACAAUUACACAGUCAAUAUCACGGCUACCCCCGGUACAGGUCUUGUCUCACUCGACUCUCGCCAGCAACAGGCUGGCGGUGGAGGUUUCAUCUAUCGAGGGACUGACGGGAAGAUGGCUACCUGGUUGGACCCCAAGAUAUAUGCCGAAAACGUAACGGCAUCGUGGCUCGAUGCAACGUUAUCAUACGAAAUUCCAGAAAAAUCCCCGAUCGGAGCAUUCACUGUGACGAGGCCAUACAACGCUGAGGACAAAGUCAACACCUAUGUGUUAUACCAGGAUGAUCACGGCGUGAUCCAGGUCGUAUGGCAGGACAGUAAAGCGGCAUCCUGGAACGGGCCGCAAACGUUUGAUGCGCUUUCCAACGCAGCUGCCGGCACGGAUAUUACUUGUCUCUCGCAGAUAGCCUGGAGUGCGCAAAGCGUCUCGCUCUCGAGUCAGCAGGAUAUGAACUUGUGCUACUUCCAAGAGAAGGACACGAAUAGAGUGAAGGAGGUGUGGUAUAACGGAAAGGAAUGGAUCAAUAAUGGAUAUGUAUCACUCCCGUAG
Neoarthrinium moseri is the source of this 1704-nucleotide messenger RNA. RefSeq lists its product as uncharacterized. The coding region runs from base 1 to 1704 and encodes 567 amino acids. NCBI's taxonomy places the organism in Eukaryota, Fungi, Ascomycota, Sordariomycetes, Amphisphaeriales, Apiosporaceae. The transcript has 3 exons. The record is from RefSeq and is a predicted model, not a curated record.